GGUAGAAACAGUCGAAAAUGGCUGUCGACAUGAAACGAAACUAUUUGAAACUACUUAUGCAUUUUCGAAGGCACGAUUUGAUAGAUUUCGCCGAACAACAUGAUAAACUAUUCGAAGAAGCAAAGCAAAGUGGAGAUCACUCCGCUGUUACAUCUCAUUAUUACUCGGUAAUGUCUACCGUAAUCGACGAAUACUUUGGAGGCAACUUCCAUUUCGCCCCACCUAGGAAGACAAGUAUGACAUUGGAAGAAGCACUUGCAGAUCUACAUAGGAAGAUUGGCGAACGACUUGGCUUAAAAGAGGGAAAAUCUUGCGCAGAUAUAGGAUGUGGCAUCGGUGGUGUCAUCAAGGAUCUUGCAUCUACUGGCGCCGAUCUGACGGGUAUCACUAUCGCUGCCAAUGAAGUAGAGAUCGGCAACGCCGAGUUUCAUAGGCUUGGAAUUCAUUCCAAAUGUCGCUUGAUAGAGGGUGACUGUUAUGACAUGCCACUGGAAGAUAGUUCCAAAGAUGCUGCUUACGCAAUUUAUUCCCUCAAAUAUUUUCGCGAGUUGGAUUCUGUGAUGAAGGAGGUAUCGCGAAUAUUGAAACCUGGUGGGAAAUUUUUGGUGUAUGAUUUGAUUAAGACUGAUAGAUAUGACGAGAAAAACCCAUUGCACAUCGAGAUCAUUGAAGGACUAGAGUAUGCCUGUGGUAUGCCAUCUCUACACACUCGUGAAGAGCUUCUGAAUGCAGCAUCUAGGCAUGGUCUUCUGCUGGAGGAAAGAGAAGACCUUUCUCUCACAAAUGGUAGUCCAUUCCAUUUCUGUUUUUCGCACUCACCCUUCUUUAUGUGGCUUGUCGAGAGUGCAAUGAUCAAGAGACUCAUACGCUUUGGCCAGCACCUGAGAAUUCUUCCAAAAGGAUUUUCCAAAUUCAACGCUAUCUUUCUUGCCGGCACAGUGCAGAAAAUUGUAGAAGGUGGACGAAUGGGAAUCCUAUCUGGCUCGGAACUACUCGUGUUCAGGAAAACUGCUGAAUGACUGUGAUAUUCGUAUGUAUAUAAACUAUAUUAAUUA
Molecule: messenger RNA, 1055 nt
Organism: Cylicocyclus nassatus
Lineage: Eukaryota; Metazoa; Nematoda; Chromadorea; Rhabditida; Strongylidae
Source: the annotation of a GenBank genome assembly